Molecule: messenger RNA, 1860 nt
Organism: Sitophilus oryzae (rice weevil)
Lineage: Eukaryota; Metazoa; Arthropoda; Insecta; Coleoptera; Curculionidae
Product: required for meiotic nuclear division protein 1 homolog
Exons: 5
Coding region: 624-1754 (376 amino acids)
Biological process (GO): positive regulation of mitochondrial translation
Source: RefSeq, a predicted model, not a curated record
GGCUCUCGUGGCCAUAAAAUACUCGUGACCAAAAUCGCCAAAAUGUUAGUCAAGGCAUAAUCUGUGGUCAAGACAUGGUCAAAGUUCAAAGCAGUUCCAUACUUAAGAGAAAGUUAAGAUCUUAUAAAAUUCCAUAUCUCUGAUGUUGGGCGUGUUCUCUUUAUUUCUGAAACGCGAUGGGAUUUUUAAAGAACACGCACAAUAUGCGCGUUCAGAGAGCGGCUGACAAACCAUUGAGAAUUUUGCUCAGCGGAUGACCGUUUUUGUCAGCGUUUUUGUAUGUAAAAACCUUAAAAACAGACCGUUUAUGGAAGUCGCUUACUCAGCCACUAGCCGUCCCUGAACGCGCACAAUUUCUGUGUAGGUGUAGGUCUUGUGUAGGUCUAUGUUUGGGUCUAUGAUUCAUAUAAAGAUUCAUAUACAUGCUAUGCUGAUACUAUGUAUGAAACGAGUAUAUUCACCGCUGAUUCAACGAUUGAACUACUCAACUACUUAGUACCGUGGCUAACGUCAGUACUUCAAGCCGCCACCAAAUAUUAGUAGAAAAGAAGAAGACAGAGAAGUUAACCGCUCCUAUUUUUCUGUGAUUUUCCUUUUCCGAAAAAUAAUCGAGCAAGAGAAAAAUGAGUUUCCAAUUUUCUCAUAAAAUCCUCAUUCACAUAACAAAAAAGAGUCAGAUUAUAUUUGGAAGCUUCAGACCGCUAUCUACAAAAAUACAUAAUAUAAAUUUGGGGACAAACCAUUUUCAAACCACUAAAAGAUUACCACAAAUUAAUACAAUUUUUUCAAAAUACUUGGCCAGUAGUACCCAUGAUACUAUAUCAUCAAUUCAGCUUAAAAAAAGAGCAGUUCGUAAAAAGAAAUCCCUAGAAGAAGAAAGCCCUAUUCCUGGAGUUUUCCAUGUAAUGGCUUUUGCAACUGCAGAAGAAUAUGACUUGGAAAAUUUAAACAAAGGGCUUAAGGAACAAGAUUUAUAUGAAUCUCAUCAAAUUCCUAAUGAUAAUAAUGUUAUUCGUGCUAUUGCAAAAUAUAGAGUAGAAAAAGAACCAAGGGAAAUAUUUUUCUUUAGAGAUGGUGGUGUAAUAUUAUGGAACAUUACAGAUUUAGAAAGUGGUAAUAUACUACGUUUCUUAAGACAAUAUGAAAUUGACAGUUACUCAGAAAGACUAAUACAGUCAGAAAGUGAAAUAAUGAAUUAUAUUUAUAAUAAAGACACGGAGAAACCAAGCGGCCUUGAUAAAGAAGGAAACUUUCUAAUAAAUACAUGCUCUGAAGUUGAAGAUCUUCCUUUGAUAAAAUAUACAUUUUCAAAUUCUAUGUUACAAUCUGUAAAACUUGGAAUUUGGGAGGCAUCCCUACAACAGUAUAUUGACCAGAUUGAAGGAAUUACAGAUGAUCUAAAAAAAGGGAAGAAAAUUAGACUCUCGAGAGAGGAAGUUCUUAGAAAACAUGGAGAGUUAUUUGCUUUAAGACACUAUUUAAAUUUAAGUUCAGAUAUAUUAGAUACUCCCGACUUUUACUGGGAAAAUGAAAAGCUCGAAAAUUUAUAUAACCAUGUUUGUGUAUAUUUUGGUAUAACUAAACGCACAAGAGUAAUGAAUGAAAAAAUUAAUCACUGUGUAGCUCUAAUCGAACUACUGUCUCAUCAUCUAGGUGAUAAACAUCACAUACGCUUAGAAUGGAUGAUAAUUAUUUUAAUUAUGGUUGAAGUAGGGUUUGAAAUAAUUCAUUACAUAGAUAGAUAUGUACAUUAAAUAAUAUAAUAUGUAAGGUAUAAACAUAGAAUGAAAUGCAUUUAUUUAAGUAGCACUUUCAAAAAAAUGCCCUCUGUAUAUAUUUUAUAUUGAAUAAAUUAUAUAU